AAUACUUGAAUACCAUCGAUCCAUACCCUUCCGCACCGCGUUCGGGUAAUAAUAGGGAAAGGCUUCGUUUAGGCACUAGUUCGAUACCUAAUACUCCUACACUCGCUCACUUAAUCCACCCCAAAGAACCACCCAAUCACUCACAAUGAAGACCUUCGCCUCUGUCCUCGUCGCCAGCUUCGCUGCCCUUGCCCAGGCAGUUAAGCUUACCAACAGCAACUACGAUGUUGCGGCCGGCCAGCCCUUCACCAUCACCUGGUCUGACGCUCAAGGUCCUGUCACUCUCACUCUGAAGAACGGCCCCAGCACCAACCUGGCCACCGUUCAGUCCAUCGCAACUGGCCAGAGUGGUACUUCCUUUGUCUGGACCCCUCCUACUACUCUCCCCUCCGACCAGUACGCCAUCGAGAUCUCCGACGGCACUGGCACUCCCAACUACUCUGAGCAGUUCAGCCUGGCCACCGACGUCAGCGCCUCUGCUUCUGCCUCCGCCUCCGCCACUGCCUCCGCCUCUGCCUCUGCCGCCACUUCGGCCUCUGGCACCACCACUGCUUCUCCUUCCAUCACCUCUUCCGGCUCCAGCUCUUCCGCCUCUGCCGAGAGCAGCUCUGCUGUCUCGUCGGCUGCUAACUCCACGGCCACGACUGUCUCUACCAGCACCACCCAUGCCAGCACUCGUCACAGCUCUACCAGCGAGCCCACCACUGCUCCCACUACUGUCCCCGGCAGCGACUCUGUUCGCCUCGGUUCCCCCAUUGCCCUCAUCGGUCUGACCGUCGCGGCCAUGCUCUACUUCCAGUAAGCGCAUGCUUAUGAAGUGAGGGCAUCGGGAUUGAUCUAGAGUCCUAUGACUGGUAUAUGAUGCGAACCACGGUUUAUAAUACAGUAAUGCGUUCCAAGAACAACUGGGAUUAGGCGUUGGAUUUGAAUUGAAGCAAAGGUCGAGUAGCAAAAAGCUACCUAAGGCACAGAACAAAUUAAAUUGUGGGCGGACGGCGUGCGACUUAGGUGUGACCUAGUUAGUUACCCGGGUCUGUAUACAAAAAUCAACUUGCAAAAUCAAAGGGUUUUGUUGCCUUUAUCAAUCUUUUUAAUGAA
Molecule: messenger RNA, 1098 nt
Organism: Colletotrichum navitas
Lineage: Eukaryota; Fungi; Ascomycota; Sordariomycetes; Glomerellales; Glomerellaceae
Product: Ser-Thr-rich glycosyl-phosphatidyl-inositol-anchored membrane family-domain-containing protein
Exons: 4
Coding region: 146-802 (218 amino acids)
Source: RefSeq, a predicted model, not a curated record